This is a messenger RNA of Vidua macroura (Pin-tailed whydah), 2168 nucleotides long. RefSeq names its product neuronal tyrosine-phosphorylated phosphoinositide-3-kinase adaptor 2 (gene NYAP2). The transcript has 6 exons. NCBI's taxonomy places the organism in Eukaryota, Metazoa, Chordata, Aves, Passeriformes, Viduidae. Gene Ontology annotation, biological process: neuron projection morphogenesis; phosphatidylinositol 3-kinase/protein kinase B signal transduction. The record is from RefSeq and is a predicted model, not a curated record. Bases 10 to 2154 code for a protein of 714 amino acids.
UCCUGCAAGAUGAUGAGUUCUAAUCAGGAGGAGGUCACUUUGGGCGCUUUUCUCCAGUAUAUUGAAGAUAUGGGGAUGAAGGCCUAUGAUGGCUUGGUUAUACAGAAUGCAUCAGACAUUGCUCGAGAGAAUGAUCGUAUGAGGAAUGAAACAAACCUGGCUUACUUGAAAGAAAAGAGUGAAAAACGCCGAAAACAAGAAGAAGCAAUAAAACGCAUAGGUGGAGAAGUAGCAAGAGGAAAUGAAGGCAGCUACGUGGGGAAACAUUUCCGCAUGGGAUUUAUGACAAUGCCUGCUCCUCAGGACAGACUGCCACACCCCUGCUCCAGUGGCUUCACUGUCAGAUCCCAGUCUCUUCAUUCAGUUGGAGGAACUGAUGAUGAAAGCAGCAGCUCUAGAAAGCAGCCACCUCCAAAACCGAAGCGAGACCCCAACACCAAACUGAGCACCUCGUCUGAAACAGUCAACACUGGAACAACAAGCAAAAGUGGGAAACUACCAGACAGGACUGAAGUGUCAGCCAAACCAAGACCUCACAGUGAUGAGUACACAAAGAAGAUUCCACCUCCUAAGCCGAAACGAAACCCAAACACUCAGCUAAGCACAUCUUUUGAUGAAACAUAUAUCAAAAAGCAUGGCCCUAUGAAGACAACCCUCACUAGGGAUGCCUCGCUCUCGCAGGUCAGCAGCCCUGCUCCAGACACAGAGGAAGAAGAGCCUGUUUAUAUUGAAAUGGUUGGGAAUAUUCUCAGAGACUUCAAAAAAGAUGAGGAUGACCAAAGUGAAGCAGUCUAUGAGGAGAUGAAAUACCCUAUAUUUGAUGAUGUAGGCCAAGAUUCAAAGUGUCAGUGUGAAUAUGACCAUCACACUUGUUCUUCUCAGUGUGCUACUCCCACAGUGCCUGACCUAGAUUUCACCAAGUCUUCAGUGCCAUCUACUCCCAAGGGCUUGCUUUGUGACAUACCCCCGCCAUUUCCAAACCUGCUUUCUCACAGACCUCCACUGCUGGUGUUCCCACCAGCACCAGUGCAGUGUUCCCCAAAUUCUGACGAGUCUCCUCUAACUCCAUUAGAAGUCACAAAGCUUCCCGUCUUAGAAAAUGUGUCUUACAUCAAACAGCAAGCUGGAGCUUCUCCAUCUUCACUGCCACCUCAUACACCAGGCCAUCAAAAACUGGAGAAAGACCAGACAGUAUCUCAUGGAACUAGCACCCCUGGGCACACCUCCUCACCUCCUCAUCCUUCUACCUUAUACAGAACGCAGUCUCCACACGGUUAUCCUAAAAGUCACUCUGCCUCACCUUCUCCUGUCAGUAUGGGUAGGUCUCUUACCCCCUUAAGCCUCAAAAGACCUCCACCUUAUGACUCUGUACAUUCAGGAAGUCUCUCAAGAAGCUCUCCAUCAGUGCCUCAUUCUACAGCCAGAAACACAUUGCAAGAAGGAGGGAAGAUGGUCAGUGUGUCGGUCAGCACCUACGGGUCAUCAUCUCAGAGCAGUUCCCGCUCUCGCACACCCACCAGUCCUCUGGAGGAACUGACCAGCCUCUUCACCUCAGGACGAAGUCUCCUGAGGAAAUCGUCCAGUGGCAGAAGAUCUAAGGAACCUGCAGAAAAACCACUAGAUGAGCUGAAGAUCAGAAGUCACAGCACUGAACCACUACCAAAGCUGGAAAACAAAGAGAGAGGACAUCAUGGGACAGCUUCCUCCAGGGAGCCAGGGAAAGCUCAGGAAUGGGAUGGAACUCCAGGCCCCCCUGUGGUGUCCAGCAGGCUGGGGAGAUCCUCUGUCAGCCCAACCAUGCUGGCUGGAGGCAACAGCUCAGAGUCUAAAUCCAGUUGCCGGUUGGGCCGGUCCGCGUCCACAUCAGGAGUGCCUCCUCCGUCGGUGGCGCCGCUCAGGCAGCCCGGCGACCUCCAGCCGAGCCAGGUGACGUGCAUGCAGUGGUUGCAAGGGGACCAUACAAUGCUGGACAUGAUUGAAAAAAAGCGUUGCCUCUGCAAAGAGAUAAAAGCUCGACAGAAAUCAGAGAAAGGACUCUGCAAACAGGACAGCAUGCCUAUUUUGCCGAGUUGGAAAAAGAAUGCUGGGACCAAGAAAUACAGCCCUCCUCCUUAUUCCAAACAACAAACUGUUUUCUGGGACACUGCAAUUUGACAGGCCUGUGGAGG